CUCUCAAGCCAACAAGCAUAUGUUUCUUUUGUUUCUUUAGGAAAGUUGUUGUCAUGGAGAAUAGAAUUCUAAUCUCCAUAAUUGUUAUUCUACGUCAUUUAUAAAUUUCUCUCAUAAAAUAAACAUUAUCGGAUGAUGCUUUCACAUUUUGUUUAUAUGAUGAAAUGAAAAAGUUUGUUUGAAUGUUAAGUGAAAAUAAAAAAUCUGUGACUAAAAUUAUUUUUUACAAAUUUAGUGAAAUAAUAUUAUUUUAAAUAAAGAACUGAGUGUAAAAUGUUGAGCCACGCAGUUGUAGAAGCUCUCUAUUAUGCGAAUUAUGUUAACAACUACCUCGACUGUAUUGAAAAUUUUCCAAACGACGUUCAACGAUUUGUUUCACGGCUACGAGAAUUGGAUUCAACAUGUCAAAUGUAUUUGCGAGAAGUAGAUCAACAACAAGACCUCUUGACAAAAAAUGAUACGGAUGUUGUAAGCAGAAGAAGAGCUCUUACACGAGUCCAACAGGCUCUUAUUGCUGCUCAAGAAAUUGGUGAUGAAAAACUGCAAAUCGUUCAACAAAUUCAAGAUCUCAUAGAGGUUAAGUCCCGCCAACUCGAUCAAGAUUUUCGCGAUGUGGAUUUCAGUAAAGAGCAAGAAACAAAUGAACCGAAAUGUGAAACUAACACUAAUACAAAUCCAAGUACACCUAGUAAUUCAAAUAACGUUGAACGUCAGCCGAAACGAGCUCGUAGAACUAGAACUGAAGCCUUAGUUGAAUCUGCACACGCUAUGGAUAUGAUUGCAAUAUCUGAAAGUCGAUCAGCAACUCUAGCGAGUACAAGUAACGGUAAUCAAAAGAAAACAGCAGCUACAGCAGCUGGUAAAAAGAAAAAACGAAAAUCUCGUCAAGGCAAUCAACAGAAUCAACAACGAGAAGAUACUCCACCACCUCCAGAUGAUGACAUAGCCAUUGAUCCUGAUGAACCAACUUAUUGCCUAUGUGAUCAAAUAUCUUACGGUGAAAUGAUUCUCUGUGACAAUGACUUAUGUCCAAUUGAAUGGUUCCAUUUCUCUUGUGUAUCGUUAAGUACUAAACCUAAAGGCAAAUGGUUUUGUCCAAAGUGUCGGGGUGAUCGGCCAAAUGUAAUGAAACCCAAAGCUCAAUUUCUAAAAGAGCUAGAGCGAUACAACAAGGAAAAAGAAGAAAAAUCGUAGCAUAAUUUAAACAAGCAACAAUUUUAAUAAAUUUUAAAAUACAUUUAUCAAUAUAUAUAAACGUUACUAUCAUACUGAAUUUAUGAUUCCGAUAAAUAAAAUAUUAAAAAUAUUUUUAAUAUAUUUUGGAGCAUUCGAUUAAA
Molecule: messenger RNA, 1337 nt
Organism: Cotesia glomerata
Lineage: Eukaryota; Metazoa; Arthropoda; Insecta; Hymenoptera; Braconidae
Product: inhibitor of growth protein 1-like
Exons: 3
Coding region: 274-1194 (306 amino acids)
Biological process (GO): positive regulation of DNA-templated transcription
Cellular component (GO): nucleus
Source: RefSeq, a predicted model, not a curated record